AUAACUACUGAAUUGUUUAUUAUUUUAAACAGGUGUUUCAGAACAUUGUAUGCACAAAAAUCGGUUAAAAGAGCAUGCUGAAAGACGCCACAUUCCACUUCCCACUUAUCAAGCUGUGAAUGUUGGACUGGCCCAUCGCCCACAAUUUAGGUCAGCAGUGUCGAUUGAUGGAAAGAGCUAUAUUUCGGAAAAUCUUUUUCCCAAACUAAAGGCUGCUGAGCAAGAUGUAGCAAGACUUGCUUUAAAGCACAUAACAGAAGGGGUCAAAGAUGAAGGCCUUUCUCUGAUUCUCGAGAGACCAACUUCUUUCAAGUCUAUCUUAAAUCACUAUGCAAAGAAGAUGAACCUUGUAAUUCCUCCAUACGACACGGUUCAACAGGAAGGGGAUGCCGGGUAUUUAUCGUCUUUCAUUUUCAAUGGUAAGCGCCAUGCAGGUGAUCCAGCCAAAAACAAAAAGGACGCCGAGCAAUCCGCAGCUUGUGCUGCUGUUCUUUCAAAUCUGGAAAGCUUCCUUCUUUAAGCAAUUCCAGGUUUGAUGCUUCUUUCUGAGAUAAUGAAGUCAUAAUUCGAAUUCUGUAUCACCCAUAGCAAGACUCUAAACUUCAAAUGUGUCUGUGGAAGCAGUUCAACAACAGCAUAAUAGUUCAGAUUUGGAAAAGAAAAAACAGAGAAGAAGAAGGAGAAAGACUCUAAGGAGAAGUAUCGGAGAAAAGCUCGGUACUUUUAGGCUUCUUGAUACAUGAACUCUGUAUGUUACCAACUUUUUUCUUACAUGGACCCUAUGCUCUCAACUGGGUCUUCUGUAAAGAAAAGUAUUAAUAAAAAUAACAAGGAUUGCAAGAUGAGAGCAACUCAAGGAGGGCAUCGCAUAUUCCAUAUCAAAGGAUAAGACUAGUGUUUCAGAAGUUUGGAUUCAAACAGAU
Molecule: messenger RNA, 923 nt
Organism: Neltuma alba
Lineage: Eukaryota; Viridiplantae; Streptophyta; Magnoliopsida; Fabales; Fabaceae
Product: double-stranded RNA-binding protein 4-like
Exons: 3
Coding region: 50-520 (156 amino acids)
Source: RefSeq, a predicted model, not a curated record